AUGUCGUCGCGCCGGUCUGAUCUCGGAAACUUCAUGCCUUCCAAGAACCCUCUAGUUUGGCUUAUUACUGGCACAUCUUCAGGCUUCGGUCGAUCCCUCGUACGUUCCGUACUAGCCAGGGGCGAUCGAGUAAUCGCGUCCGCACGAUCCAUCGAUAAGUUGAAGGAAGACUUGGAUGCCGGCGAUCUUGCUGGCCACGGUCCUGACGCUCUGCGCCUCCUGAAGCUCGACGUAACCUCGGGGCAGCAAGAAAUCAGGCAAGCAAUCGCACAAGCAGCGUCCAUAUGGGGUCGCAUAGACGUGCUGGUGAAUAACGCUGGUAUCGGGUUGCCUGGUCUGCUUGAAGAAGGAGGGUCGGAUUUGUUGCGCCGACAGUUUGAAACGAACGUGUUUGGAUUAAUGGACGUCACCACAGCGACCCUGCCAUACAUGCGCGCCCAGAAGUCUGGUACUAUCGUCAACAUUGGGAGUCGAACGACUUGGAAGACUGAAUUCGUGGGGAUAGGAUUUUAUGGAUCCUCUAAGGCUGCUGUCCACGCCGUCUCGGAAACGCUCGCGCUCGAGGUUGCGCCCUUCAAUAUCCGUGUUCUUCUAGUUGCGCCGGGUUCAUUCCGUACUGGAAUCUACUCCCAGCCCUACUUCACUUCCAAUCCUCUCGAGGACUACGAUUCACUACGUGCUGAGUCGCAAAAACGAUUUGCUUCUGUCCCUGGUACGGAGAAAGGCGACCCGGACAAGGCCAUGGAAGCGCUAGUGGAUACCGUACGAAGCGAGGGCGUAGCCAGGGAAAAUGGGAGAGAUGGGGAGUGGCCAGGCUUGUUAAUACUAGGACCGGACGCGGAGCAAGAUGUGAGGGUGAAGACUUCAAAGGUAAUUGAGGUGCUAGACAAGUGGGGAGACGUAGCUAGGAACGUUGUCUUUUCAUAG
Pleurotus ostreatus (oyster mushroom) is the source of this 927-nucleotide messenger RNA. RefSeq lists its product as uncharacterized. The record is from RefSeq and is a predicted model, not a curated record. Lineage: Eukaryota; Fungi; Basidiomycota; Agaricomycetes; Agaricales; Pleurotaceae. The transcript is spliced from 5 exons. The coding region runs from base 1 to 927 and encodes 308 amino acids.